This is a messenger RNA of Colletotrichum destructivum, 914 nucleotides long. RefSeq lists its product as uncharacterized. The transcript has 3 exons. Lineage: Eukaryota; Fungi; Ascomycota; Sordariomycetes; Glomerellales; Glomerellaceae. The record is from RefSeq and is a predicted model, not a curated record. The coding region runs from base 100 to 396 and encodes 98 amino acids.
CCGAUCUGUCGGAUUCCAAAGGCCCAAAGUUUCCACCGAGCCGUAUCUCUACCGUUGACCAUCAAAAUCAAACAUCACUGACAAGACCGUACCGUCUUGAUGUCCGCCCCAAUCCCCAGACCCUCUUCUACCACCACCGGGUCAUCCGACUCGAUGGCCUCGACCGCAAGCCAGCAAUUCACCGGCAGCAUGGACUCCUACGCGCUCUCCAUGUACGAACACACAAGAAGCCUGAUGGCGGCUGCCCAUAUUCCCUAUGGCAGCCCCGCCAGCCUUCUGCUCGCGACCUCUCCGGGCUCUCCUGGCGCGCCCGCCGUUGCCGGAACCAGCUCCGGCGGCGUGGGGAAUGGCCUCAAGCCCGGCAACGGCAGCCUUCCUCGUAUGGAAUCCAGCUGACUAACGAGUGGGAAGACUCGUUUGGGACGACAUGGCUACUCGCACUCUGUGACGAGAGUCCGAUUGCGCUCGCUCGUUGAGGGAUUUUUGAGCAAGCUUCGCGGAUGAAAGCUGCUCGAUUGCCAGUACCCCUCGUCCCAUUGCUGCCAACCGAAACCUUCGAAGGGAUCGCAACAACAAGCCUCCGGUUUGUCUCGAGACUGCAUCAUACACUACCCUGCUGUCGGCGUGGCCAUUGGCCCGGGUCGAUGGCGUAGCUACCGCUCCUCGACGGGACAAGACACAUCCCUGCGGUACUCCCAAGGGUGCAGGCAACCGACAUAACCUUGUUGUCCCCUACGAUAUUCGGCCUCGGAAGCCCCGAUUGUUGGGGAUCUCUAAUGUCUAAUGCCGACCUGAACGUCGCCUGUCUCGCACGAACUUAUUUUGAUUUUCGAACUUUUACACUACGAAACACGCGGAGUUGGGACACUUUGGAUGAAUGAACGCAAGUUUUAAGGCAUACGUAGCUAGAUAGA